This is a messenger RNA of Closterium sp. NIES-65, 1722 nucleotides long. The record is from the annotation of a GenBank genome assembly. NCBI's taxonomy places the organism in Eukaryota, Viridiplantae, Streptophyta, Zygnematophyceae, Desmidiales, Closteriaceae.
AUGCCGCUCAUCAUGGGAAUGCCGCACUCGCUCUGUCUUUCCCUCCGCUGCGCACUAGGUGGGCAGGAGGACGCGGUGCUGCUGCGCCACGCGCUGCAGUGCGACACGAAGCAGUGGGGCGAGCUGGGGAGGAGCGGCAGCUCAAGAGGAGCAACAAGUCGUGCUGUAACCGUUACAUCUUCCUCCGAAGCCUUCCACGACGCCUCUUCUCUCCUGUGGCCGUGUGCUGGUGGCAGGAAGUUCACAGACCGCUUUCGCCAGAACUUCCUGCGAAAGCACCUGGGAGCUGUUGCACUCCCGCAGCACAAUCCAUUGGACGGCCACAGACAGUCGUUGCUCUGUCAAGAUCGCAAGCAGCAGCAGUCGGAGCAUUCGGAGGGCGUGGGAGCAGCAGCCCCGGCGUUCGGAGGGCUGUUGUAUGAGGAGUGCGUGACGGCGUUCCUCGCCCCCCAUGCUCGCUGCUGCCUCCCACCCGCCCCACCCAACCUCUCAUCCCUCUUCGCCACCCCUCCCCUUGCUUUCCAAGGUCCUCCUCCUGCUUCCCAAGCUCCUCCACCUGCUUCCCAAGCUCCUCCUCCUGCUUCCCAAGCUCCUCCUCCUACUUUCCAAGGUCCUCCUCCUGCUUCCCAAGCUCCUCCACCUGCUUCCCAAGCUCCUCCUCGUACUUCCCAAGCUCCUCCUCCUGCUUCCCAAGCUCCUCCUGCUUCCCAAGCUCCUCCUCCUGCUUCCCAAGCUCCUCAUCUUGCUUCCCAAGCUCCUCCUCCUGCUUCCCAAGCUCCUCCUCCUGCUUCCCAAGCUCCUCCUCCUGCUUCCCAAGCUCCUCCUCCUACUUCCCAAGCUCCUCCUCCUGCUUCCCAAGCUCCUCCUCCUGCUUCCCAAGCUGCCCCCUUCUCUGCGGCUGUCGCGUCUACCACGGAGUGCCCAUUCGCCCGUCAUGCCGUCCCUGUUGCUGCUGCCUCCACCGCCGCUGCUUUGCAUCGCCCAGCGAAGCGACCACUGGGCGACAGUCCCGGGCUGACGGCAGGCCAACCGGUGCAUGGGGGAAACGGGAGCUGGGUGGUGCGAGGCGGGGUGGCGUUUGGCACGGAGCGCCGGCGUCAGUCAGUGGCAGAUCAGUUCCAGCAGCAGGGGGCGAGCAGCCGCGUGCAGGAGAAAGAGGAAGCAACCCUUCUGGAGGCGCUGCUGCAGGAGGAGCAUCGCCAGCAGCAGCAAGGAGGAGCGGGUAGCAGGGCGCAGCGGGUGCUGUGGCCGCGCGUUGGGUCGGAGAGUGCCCUUCCAGACGACGUGCUGCAAAAAUCUAACAAUGGGGUCCCUUCACGCAACGCGCCGCUCUAUCUGUUUCUCCGCCCUCCCAACUCGUUGCUUUGCCCGGCUCCACUCCGCGCAAUGGUGAACUGGCCCCCCGUUGGGUCGGAGAGUGCUCUUCCAAACGACGUGCUGCUGGGACUCAACCGUGAGGACCCUGCUUUCAUGCAAGGCACCGCUUUCUCUGCUCCUCUGCCAACCCAGCCACUCACAGCGCUGCCAUUAGCACUGCUCCCCAAACUCGCUGCUCUGUCUGGCUCCGCUCCCUGCAUUGGGAAUGGUUCCACACUGCAGCGGGUGGAGUGGCCGCGCAUUGGGUCGGAGAGUGCCCUUCUAGACGGCGUGCUGCUGGGACUAUGCUGCAAGGGCCCUGCCUCCGCACAACGUGCUGCUCUCUCUGCUCCUCCGCCCACCUAG